CGACUCCGACGAGAAGCUACCAAAUUUCCUCCCAGCGCGCGACACCCAAAAGGGCGGGAAAAAUUCCGCGUACCCGCGCUGCCUUCCCCUGUAUAAAGCCCCCAAUCGCCUCCACCAUUCUUUCCGGUUCCCCAAUCCCCCAUUCCUCACCGCCCCAGCUACCGAUCCACCACCGCCUACCGUCAGAUGGGCCGCAAGGGCAGCAGGGCUAGGGUUUCGCGCGACGCCGACGCCGACGCCGACGCCGACGCCAGCGAGGAGGGGAGGGCCGCCGCUCCGGCGGCCACCGGGAGCAAGAGCCUCUACGAGAUCCUAGGGGUCGAGAAGACUGCUUCACAACAAGAAAUAAAGAAGGCAUAUUACAAAUUAGCUCUUCGUCUUCACCCAGAUAAGAAUCCUGGCGAUGAGGAAGCCAAAGAGAAAUUUCAGCAGCUGCAGAAGGUGAUCUCCAUUCUCGGAGAUGCAGAAAAGAGGGCAUUAUAUGAUGAAACAGGCAUCACUGAUGAUGAUGCACUGGUUGGAGAAGCUGCAGAUAAUCUCCAAGAGUACUUUAGAACAAUGUACAAGAAGGUCACUGAGGCUGACAUUGAAGAAUUCGAAGCUAAAUACAGAGGGUCAGAUUCUGAGAAAAAGGACCUGAAGGAUCUUUAUACAAAAUACAAGGGCAACAUGAACAGGCUUUUCUGCUCAAUGAUUUGCUCAGAACCAAAGCUUGACUCCCACCGCUUCAAGGAUAUAAUUGAUGAGGCAAUUGCUGAAGGUGAGCUAAAAUCAACUAAAUCGUAUGAGAAAUGGGCUAAAAAGAUCUCCGAGAUGGAGCCACCAACAAAUCCAUUAGAGAGGAGAGUGAAGAAAAAGAGGAAAAGCGAGGAGAACGAUCUGAUCCUAGCCAUCUCGCAGCGCAGGGCGGAGCGGAAAAACCAGUUCAAUUCCAUCCUUUCAUCCAUCAUGUCCAAGUGCGACCCCAAGGCGAGCAGCUCGGAGCCCACGGAAGAGGAGUUUGAGCAGGCGCGGCAGAGGCUGGAGAGCAAGAGGGCCAAGAAACGCAAACCACCUCGAGCGCCGAGGCAAGGAGGGCUCCGUUCGAUCCAGCGGCAAGCAAGCGAACCAGCGAUGGAGAUGAAGAAGGUCCUCUGCGCCGCGCUCGUCGCCGCCGCCUCGGCCACCGCCGUGCUGGCCUCGGCCUCCGAGGCGCCCUCCGAGGCGCCGGCCGGCGCGGUCGGCGGCGCGGCCGGGCCCUCCGCCAGCGGCGCCGCCGCCGGCGCCGUGCCCGCCGCGGGGGCGCUCAUCGCCUCCUUCCUCCAUAAGUACGCGACCGCCGCCUCCCCUUUCUCCUCCAACGAUUUUCAGUUCAGUUCAAUCACUCCCCCAGCCAUCGCCUCGCGCAGGCGCACGCCGAGCUCGCCCUCCUCCCUCAUUUCCCUUCCGCGCCCCGGCCUCGGUUCCCCCAAGGCCCAAACCCUAGCGAAGGAGGAGGGAGCUGGGCGGGGGGCGAAUGGACCGGCAGGUGUUCCACAGGGCGCUCGGGCUCUCGCUCGUCGGCGGCCUCAGCACCGCCAUCGGUACGGUGCGCUGUUUGUGGUUUUGAAUCCAGCCCCUAACCUUAAGAUGCUUGGGCUUCUACAGGGUUUUGCUGCUGGGCUUAUGCUGAGCAUCUCCUUUCUGGAUCUGGCACACAAUGCAAUAAAUUCUAUUGGCUUCUUGAAGGGCAACCUCUGGUUUUUUGCAGGAGUUCUUUUCUUUGGUUUCAUUGUCAAGUUUAUUCCAGAGCCAGCCUUUUCACCACAAGCUGAUCCAAGCGAGAAAAAGGCUGAUGAUGGUGGGUCGGGCAAAGAUAUGAUGAGAAAACAUCGCCGGCAAGUGUUAUUCAGUGGUAUUAUUACUGCUGUUGGAAUUAGCUUGCACAAUUUUCCAGAGGGAAUGGCUGUAUUUCUUGGGUCUGUGAAGGGUCUUCAUGUGGGUCUGAACUUGGCUGUUGCUAUCGCUUUACAUAACAUACCAGAGGGGGUUGCUGUAGCUCUUCCAAUCUAUUUUGCUACCAAGAGCAAAUGGCAGGCAUUUUAUAUGGCAGCAGGAUCUGGUUUGGCUGAGCCAGUAGGAGUAAUUGCUGUAGCUUACUUGUUCCCAAGCAGCUUGAAUCCUGACAUUCUUGAAGGCCUACUUGGAUCUGUUGGUGGUGUUAUGGCUUUCCUCACUCUGCAUGAAAUGCUGCCUCUUGCGUUUGACUAUUGUGGCCAGAAGCGAGCUGUCAAAGCAGUAUUUUUGGGAAUGGCAUGCAUGUCUGCAAGCUUGUACUUCUUGGAGAUCAGCCUACCAAAGGAAAUAAGCUUGUAGCAUCACAUCUGUAGCGCCACAAGUGGUCCACAAUGUCAUCUGAAUUCUGGAGCUGAGAGUUUGUCAGUAGAUCCUGAUUUCCGGCAGGGGAACGUUUGUUCCUGGAGGAUUCAUCGAUCAUAUGACCAUAUGUUUAAACAGUAGGCAUCACACCAAAACAUCAGAACGAAAGCAAGAACAAUGGCUAGAUGUGUCGGAGGAGGGGAAAACUGCAUUUCCCCAGGAUGUGAAAGCCAGAUUAGUUGUUCAGAAGAUGCGUAGCAACUGAAAACAAUCGAGAAAUUGUAUCCGUUGGUCGACAAUGAAAGCUUCAAAAGUACACCAAUCACACUAUUUCUUCCA
This is a messenger RNA of Panicum hallii, 2676 nucleotides long. RefSeq lists its product as uncharacterized. The record is from RefSeq and is a predicted model, not a curated record. Gene Ontology annotation, biological process: metal ion transport; transmembrane transport. Lineage: Eukaryota; Viridiplantae; Streptophyta; Magnoliopsida; Poales; Poaceae. The transcript has 21 exons. Gene Ontology annotation, molecular function: metal ion transmembrane transporter activity. Gene Ontology annotation, cellular component: membrane. Bases 187 to 2334 code for a protein of 715 amino acids.